AUGCAGAGGGUGUGGGACGUGGAGGAGAGGAUGUGGGACGUGGAGCAGAGGGUGUGGGACGUGGAGCAGAGGGUGUGGGACGUGCAGCAGAGGGUGUGGGACGUGGAGCAGAGGGUGUGGGACGUGAAGGAGAGGGUGUGGGACGUGGAGCAGAGGGUGUGGGACGUGGAGCAGAAGGUGUGGGACGUGGAGCAGAGGGUGUGGGACGUGGAGCAGAGGAUGUGGGACGUGGAGCAGAGGGUGUGGGACGUGGAGCAGAGGGUGUGGGACGUGGAGCAGAGGGUGUGGGACGUGGAGCAGAGGGUGUGGGACGUGGAGGAGAGGGUGUGGGACGUGGAGCAGAGGGUGUGGGACGUGGAGCAGAGAGUGUGGGACGUGGAGGAGAGGGUGUGGGACGUGGAGCAGAGGGUGUGGGACAGGGUGUGGGACGUGGAGCAGAGGGUGUGGGACGUGGAGCAGAGGGUGUGGGACGUGGAGCAGAGGGUGUGGGACGUGGAGCAGAGGGUGUGGGACGUGGAGCAGAGGGUGUGGGACGUGCAGCAGAGGGUGUGGGCCGUGGAGGAGAGGAUGUAA
Messenger RNA from Candidula unifasciata, 573 nucleotides. NCBI's taxonomy places the organism in Eukaryota, Metazoa, Mollusca, Gastropoda, Stylommatophora, Geomitridae. The record is from the annotation of a GenBank genome assembly.